Molecule: messenger RNA, 835 nt
Organism: Leptopilina boulardi
Lineage: Eukaryota; Metazoa; Arthropoda; Insecta; Hymenoptera; Figitidae
Exons: 3
Coding region: 20-637 (205 amino acids)
Biological process (GO): positive regulation of autophagy of mitochondrion; autophagy of mitochondrion
Molecular function (GO): protein kinase binding
Source: RefSeq, a predicted model, not a curated record
ACUCACAACAAUUAAAAACAUGAAUGCUCCUUAUCUAGUGGAGGAAAGUUCUCUUGUACAAUUGGCUCCAAAUUUAGAAAAUUUAGUAAAAUCACUUCCUAAUAAUGCGACACAAAAUGAUUAUCUAAUUACUGUUGUCAUUGUUGUUUUGGCAGAAACAGGAUUUUUUAUUCCUUCUGAUAAUGAUCAAGAAAGAUGUAGCAUCAAAUCUCUUAGGAUUCCACAAAAUUGGAAAUCUGUUGAUGGAAUAUAUCGAAUCACAUUUCAAUAUAAUAUUGGAAGAGAUUUUACUUGUAAAUUAGUAGCAAUUCCAAUAGGCGAUAAAGUAAUUUUAAAUUUUUCCUCACAAUCUCUUCGUUGUUUAGUAUCGCAAACUUUAAAAUAUAUUAAUCCUCAUUCGAGUGAAAUUAGUGGAAAAUUUUGGAAUUUAAAAGAAUUUUCUUUCAGAUUAAAAAAUGAAGUACUAACGCCAUUACGUGUGGAACUUCUUACUACAUUUGGUCUUCCAAGUCCAAGUCUUUUUGGACUUCCAGAAGAAGUAAAAGUUUACAUUUUACGAAUGCUGGACUCCAAGAGUAAACGAAAUUUGUUUCUUUGUUGUCCACAUUUUUCUGAUAUUUCUUCAAGAAGAAGAUAAUAAAAUUUGUAGAUUAUUGUAUGUAUAUAAAAAAUGUUUAUACAAUUUUAUACAUACUAUGUGCUACGUUUUAAUUUAUAAAUUACUUUUUAUUUUGAUAUAAUAAUAAUUUUAAUUUUCAUACACUAAGAACUUCGACCAAAAAUAUAAACCUUAUUUUAUAUAAACAUUUCUAUAAUAAAUAUUUAUUUUUUCUUA